This is a messenger RNA of Anopheles cruzii, 2724 nucleotides long. It is a transcript of the gene Rs1, whose product is annotated as probable ATP-dependent RNA helicase DDX27. Gene Ontology annotation, molecular function: RNA helicase activity; ATP binding; nucleic acid binding. NCBI's taxonomy places the organism in Eukaryota, Metazoa, Arthropoda, Insecta, Diptera, Culicidae. The transcript is spliced from 2 exons. The coding region runs from base 1 to 2640 and encodes 879 amino acids. The record is from RefSeq and is a predicted model, not a curated record.
AUGAAAAAAGACAAAAAACAAAAACCGACCGCUGGGAAAACGGCGAAAAAAGUCGUCACUCCGGUGGCGGCGACGGCUUCCGGCGAACUGGAACCGGGUUCCGUGAACCGCGAGAUGGAUCUCAUCAAAACCAUCAACGAGGACGACGAAGUGGAGGAUUUUUCGGAAGAGUCCGACGUUGAGGUGGACUAUCAGCCGACCAAGAUGCGGACGGCCAAGAAAGGGGACUUUGAUGGCAGCUUUCAGUUCGUGUCGUCGGUCAAGGAGUACAACCACGACACGUGGGACGAUUUGAUGCGCUUCGUGAAGCGCAAAAACCGCGGCAAGGUGGACGACAAGAUUGCUAGCGUGAUCCGGGGUCGCACACAGGAGGAAGCGGAUGCCCUGGGGGAAGAUGCGGACGGCGGUGACGAUAAGGCUGCGGUGGCGGAUGCGGAGAUCGAUCUGUCCGACGACGAACUGAAGCACGAUUACAUGAAGGUGAAGGAGCGUAAAGGCAAAAAGGCACGGGCGGCUGCUGAGAACGGUGGGAACACGGAACCAUCGGUUGAGGUGAAGGAGGAAACGGAGGAUGGCGCCAAGGAUUACUUCGAGGAAGCGGAAGGCACGAACGAACACAUCCAAUCGUUCUACCAAAUGGACCUUUCGCGACCGCUCAUGAAAGCGAUCGGUGCGCUGGGCUAUAUCUAUCCGACACCGAUUCAGGCGGCCACCAUUCCGAUCGCACUGCUGGGGCGCGAUAUUUGCGGUUGUGCCGCUACCGGAACCGGAAAGACGGCCGCCUAUAUGCUGCCUACGCUGGAGCGAUUACUGUACAAACCGAACGCGGCCCAAGCCGUGACACGCGUGUUGGUGCUCGUGCCGACCCGUGAGCUGGGUGCCCAGGUUUACCAGGUGGCCAAACAGUUGACGCAGUUCACGAACGUCGAGGUGGGCAUCGCGAUCGGUGGUUUGGAUGUGAAGGCGCAGGAAGCGGUGCUGCGGACGAACCCCGACAUCGUCAUUGCCACCCCGGGACGGUUGAUUGACCACAUCAAAAAUACGCCCAGCUUCUCACUGGAUUCGAUUGAGAUCCUGAUUCUUGACGAAGCCGACCGUAUGCUGGACGAGUACUUUGCGGAGCAGAUGAAAGAGAUCAUCCGCAGCUGUUCGGCCACCCGGCAAACGAUGCUCUUCUCGGCCACGAUGACGGAAGAGGUGAAAGAUUUGGCCGCCGUGUCGCUCAAGAAGCCGGUCAAAAUAUUCGUCAACAACAACCAAACGGUCGCGUUUAACCUGCGCCAGGAGUUUAUCCGUGUGCGCGAGGGCCGUGAAGCGGAUCGUGAACCGAUUCUGGCCGCCCUCGUUUGCCGCACGUUCCACGACCACUGUAUGGUGUUUGUGCAGACCAAACGAACCGCCCAUCGGUUGCGCAUCCUGCUCGGACUGCUGGGCGUAAAGGCGGGUGAACUUCACGGCGAUCUGACACAAGCGCAGCGUCUCGAGUCGCUGAAGGCGUUCAAGGACGAACAGAUCGAUGUGCUGGUCGCAACGGACGUGGCCGCCCGUGGUCUCGACAUUAGCGGCGUAACGACGGUCAUCAACUUCGUGAUGCCGGCCACGAUGGAACACUACAUUCACCGUGUGGGCCGGACGGCGCGAGCCGGUCGGGCCGGUGUCUCGGUGUCGCUGGCCGGCGAACUGGAGCGCCGGAUCGUGAAGGACAUCGUGAAGAAUGCGUCCAAUCCGGUCAAGAACCGCAUCAUUCCGACCGAGAUAGUGGACAAGUAUCGGGCCCGGGUCGCUGCGCUGGAGUCGGAAAUCGAUAAGGUGCUGGCGGAGGAGCGAGCCGAAAAGCUGCUCCGGCAGGCGGAACAGCAGCUGACCAGUGCGGAGCGUAAGCUGAAGGGACUGCCGGCCGCGAACGCGGAUGGACCGCCCCGGGAGUGGUUCCAGACGUUGCGCGAAAAGCGCGACGAAAAGUUCCGUCUCGAGGGUAAGGACGCGGCGGAAGAGAAAGAGAAGCGAGCGGCCAAGAAGCGGAAGCGCCGCGGCAAGGACGAUGAUGACGAUUUCGAUCCGGUGCGCUAUCACCAGGAGCGGGCGAAGAAACCGAAACUUACGCCGAAUGCCAAGCACCCGGGUGGCAAAGCGGCGAGUGCAGGAAAGGCAGCGGCCGCGGACAAUAAAACGCCCAAACAGCAGGCCAAGGAGCGUGCCCUCGAGGAGCUGCGCAAGGUGUCGAUGGUGCAGGCGAAGCUGGCCAAGAUUCGUAGCCGGCCAACGCGCGUCACGGCCACCGACGAUGGUGAUGAUCGGCGGCCAGCGGCGGUCAAUGGCGCAGGUGGCGCAGGUGGCAAGCGGAACAAAAAGUCGAAGAACUUUACCCGUUUCGAGCGCGAUCUGACCGACGUGGGCUCGAAGAACGUGAAAAAGCUUCGGUACGACGCAACGAAGAAACAGAAGAUGGACAAAGUGGACAAGCGCAAGAUGAGCGGCGUGAAGAUUAGUGCGGAAAAGUUCCGCAACAAGCAGGGCCUCAACAGGCACAACAAGGGCAAAACGUUCGGCCAGAAAGCGCCGAGAGCUGGCGGAGGCGGCGGCGGCCACAAGGGAGGUGCGAAGGGCAAAUUUGGUAACAAGGGCGGCAAGCGCAGGUGAAGCGCUCUUCGGAUCGGAUGUGUUACGACGACGAUUUCAGCAUGAAAUAAAGAACCGAUCGAUCCUUUUUCGGUCCAAGCAUUU